AUGUCUGUCACCCUCCACACCACGCGCGGUGAUAUCAAGCUCGAGGUUUUCUGCGAAUCCGUGCCCAAGACCGCCGAAAACUUCCUCGCCCUGUGUGCCUCCGGCUUCUACAAUGGCAGUCCCUUCCACCGCUUGAUCCCCAACUUCAUGGUGCAGACCGGCAGCCCAGCUUCCGAUCCCAAGUCCAAGACCUCUACUUCCAUCUACGACACCGCCGACCAGUUAUUUGAGGACGAGAUCCGCCCCGCCCUGCGACACAAUGCGAAAGGAAUUCUGAGCAUGGCGAACAAAGGCCCCAACUCAAAUGGGAGCCAGUUCUUCGUCACGUUUGCGCCCGCGCCACACCUCGAUGGUAAGAACACUGUUUUUGGGAAAGUGCUCGAAGGCGAAGAUGUCUUGGACCAGCUCGAGACGCUGGAGGUGGACAAGAAGUUUAGACCAAAGGAGCGGGUGGAAAUCAAGAACGUCACCAUGCAUGCGAACCCCUUGGCUGGAUGA
Molecule: messenger RNA, 498 nt
Organism: Didymosphaeria variabile
Lineage: Eukaryota; Fungi; Ascomycota; Dothideomycetes; Pleosporales; Didymosphaeriaceae
Gene: CYP10
Product: Peptidyl-prolyl cis-trans isomerase cyp10
Exons: 2
Coding region: 1-498 (165 amino acids)
Biological process (GO): protein folding; protein peptidyl-prolyl isomerization
Cellular component (GO): catalytic step 2 spliceosome
Molecular function (GO): peptidyl-prolyl cis-trans isomerase activity
Source: RefSeq, a predicted model, not a curated record